Messenger RNA from Babesia ovata, 12114 nucleotides. RefSeq lists its product as uncharacterized. Bases 1 to 12114 code for a protein of 4037 amino acids. Lineage: Eukaryota; Apicomplexa; Aconoidasida; Piroplasmida; Babesiidae. The transcript is spliced from 3 exons. The record is from RefSeq and is a predicted model, not a curated record.
AUGAAGUUCACUACCUUACUGAGGACGCCAGGGGGAAAGCCUUGGAUGAUAUUCACGCCCGCCGCAUCUCUCUUGGUCAGCUUGCUGGACAGCUUUCGGGAUUUAUUGAGUAAUGUAAACCAGCUUGAAAAGCUUUUGAAAACAUCUUGUGGAGACAAGGGGUGUUGUGAUAAGGCUGUGAAAUUCCGUGAUGUAAAACUUACAACACUUCGAAACAAAUUUAAGCAACAAUCUGAAGAAAAUAAUCAUCUUAAUAAAAUUGUUACUACUGCAGAAUUCCAAAAUGUUUCAUCUCAAUUAAAGCAGACGGAACAGCAGAUUCAGCAAAAAAUUGAUGACCUUACCAGGCAAAUUGAAAACCUUAAACAGCAAGAUAAAAAUCUUAAAAAAGCUAGUGAAAAGCCUCAAAAUGCCUCUCAAAUUGACAAACUUAAUAAGGAUCUUCAGUCUCAUAAUGCUUCCAAGAGGUCUCUUGAGACACUGAAAGAGCUUUGUGAUUUUGCUAAUAAAGUUAAUAACGCUCCACAAAAAAAUAAUGGAGAAUGUUUAAGCAUUUUAACAAAUCUCACAGACGGUUUAGAAAAGUUUUUAGGAUUCAACCCUGAUUCCAAAGGCUAUGAUGGCACUGGCAUCGUGUACUCGGACCUUGACAGGCUGUGCGACGGGGUAAUGGCGUUCUUGCACGGGGUUCUUCAGACUGUGAAAAAUGAUGAAAGUGUGAAGAAAUAUGAUAAUAUGCUUCAAGAACCUACUAAAAAGUUAAAUGAUGUUCUUGACACACUUACUAAAAAUAUUGGCUCCGGGCGUGUUGGGCUUUCGGUGUCUGUCACCAAGGUGAAGGAGUGGUUAGAGGGGUAUAAUGAUGAAGUUGGCAAGAAGACAAAAGCAGUGACUCAAGGAUUAUCUGCACUUAUAGGUAAGUUGCGUAGUGAUAUUUCAUCUGGUGUUUCAGGUAUGUAUUAUACUCAAGUCUCAAGGAUGGAAGGCGACAAGCUUCAAGAUCAACUCAAGGCAUGGCAGGAGACGUUACCUAGCAUAUUUAAUGACAUCAAUAAUAUUGAAUAUAAGCACAUUAAUUCACUUGAUAGCGCACUUAGAGACAGAAUAACUAAUGAAAUUAAGCCCAUCCAUGAGGCCGUGAAACUGUUGCGUGACUCAGCUAACAAUCUGGAUCUUAAGAACCAGGCACGUAACGUUGAUGAGCAGCUGAAACAGCAGAAGUCGUUUGUUGAGACUGCCAUAAAAACCGGGUGUGAUGAAUUACAGACCACUUUGGAUGCAGAAUUUAAGAAAAUCUGGAAGGAAAUCAGUAGUUUGAUUGACACGAAGAAAACACAGAUUCAGCAUAUCAAGGAGGCGUUGUCAACAGCGAAGGGUGAUGUUAAUAUUUUGCUUUCGGAUUUCAAUGGGACUUAUAAAAAGGAUGUUUCAGAUAUGUUUGAAGACUUGAACAACCAGAUGGAGAAGAUUAAUCCCAACGCAGUUAGUACUGGACCAGGAUCAGAACUCAAGAAACAAUUUAAUAACAUUACGACGAAGGUUACAGAUGUCGAUAAGAAGUUAAAAGACGCUAAAAAUCAUUUGGUGACUUGGAUACAGAAAGCAGGUAGUGUGCUGGACAGGGCGAUUCGGAAGGCACAAAAUGAAGUGUAUAAAAAGAUGGAUCCUGGUGGAACAGAUUCAGAUUCUAUUGGCGAUAAUAUAACAAAACUUAGCACAGCUGGAGGAAAAGUUGAGAAUGCCAAUCAAGAAUUGAGUAAGAUUGAUGGCUCCCUGAAUUAUUGGAUCACGCAAACAAGCAACCUUGUAGAUGGUGCGUUGAAUAAUGCCAAUAACAUUAUAUCGCAGAUGAGCCAAACCAAUACUGAAAACAUUACUCAAUCCGUAGCCGAUUUAAAGCAAAAAUCGGAAGACCAUUUCCUCCAAUAUAAACAAUCAGAACUUAUGGUAUACGCCCACCAGGCCAAUGAAAAUCUUAACAAACUGGCCAACGCAGUGGAGAGAUUGGUGGAUGAGAGAUUAAAACCAGCCCUGGAAAAAUAUAAGGAGUGGGUAAAAGCUUCUGCGGCUGCUCAACCUAGUAUAACGCACGAUUCACGUCCUCUUAUUCAUUCCAUUGUGCAUCUGAAAAAUAUUUCGAAUGUACUUCAACAGGCUGCUCAACAGCAAUUAGGUGUUAACGGAGGUCGACGGCCAUACGGCUUCUCACAGUCGCCAUUACAGACGUCACUUUAUGAGUUACAAAAACAAUCAUCAGAAAUCCAUGCACUUGAAAAUGAGGUUCGGAGACCAAAUCAAAGUUCAGGCCUGCAAACUAAGAAUCCCGACCAAGUAGCAAAAGAUCUUCAAACCCUAUCCACCCUAACCGUUAACAUAAGGAGAGUGAUGAACGACUCUAUUACCGCCUUAAACGAAAGUAUUAAUGCUGGACUGCAGAGUGCCUCACUCAGUGUAACCAUGAGUCUCACAUCACAAAGCUGGAUAAGAGAUUCAUCCACGUUUAGUAAUGCUUUGCGAAAUGCCCACACUUUUUGUCAGCAUAUACAGAAGUUGGAGAGUCAAUUUCGAAGUCAACCUGGUGGCUUCGACAUAAACAUUACAACUAGUCGACUUGACAACAUAAUGCAAGUUGUUGCAAGCUUUGGUACACAAUUCGCUAACGAUAGGGCUGUAUUCGAGAAAUUUAACAAUGGCAUCACCGAGCCUUUCCGCAAACUCGUACAGGCUGUUACGAGCGCUGCGGGAGAAGAAAAGAAUGGCUUGCAACAAAUAUUGGGAAAGCAGUUGAAAGAAAUGUAUUUCAAUAGGCCUGCCUCUGAUCUGGAAGAAAACCAGAAUAGCAUUCACCAAUUCUAUAAGGUCUUUGGCACUCAAAAAUCCGAGCUUUCCACCCAGCCAGGCGCCAUUAAAGAUGCAACAUCCGCAAUCACAACGGAACUCAGAAAGCUUAUAGAGAAGUUGAAAGAAGAUGUUGUUGGAAAACUACAAGAUCUGAAAACCAAUGGUAUUAAUGAUGACACUGUUUGGAACGGUACCGUGGGUCUGUGCAGAAUCCACAACGAUAUUAUUGGAAUACUCGGGACCAAUGUCUCCGGUAACCUUCAUGACAUUAUUAAUAAAGCGAGCCCGCAAGUCAACGCCAUUAUCCUAAAACUCGAAGAACUACCGGACAAAGUUGAGCAAGUCAGGCAAGUGACUCAGGGGAAAUUGGAGGCGUUGGAAAGAGCCAUUACGGAGAUUCAUAAAAAAAUUGAGGCAGUUGAGUUCACCAUCUCGCAGGCGGAUUUCAAACUAGGAACUGUAAUAAAGGACCUCGGGGAUGCCGCUGUUAAGGUUGAAGAUACUAUUAAAACGGCCAUAUCAAACUUGAAGAAAUCCCUCCUCACCGUCACAAAACAAGCCUUCUCCACCCUAACUACUGACGUCCAAAACCUUUUCGCAGAUGGUCACAAGGCCAAUCUCCUAGCCCUCAAAUACCUUGUCGAACGCCAAUCCGCAAAGAUCGCAAACAUCAUUUUCACUGAUACGACCAACGGCCUCAAAGGCUUUUUGAAUACCUUUAGCAGUUAUCUAGAAUUAAAUAUGCGUGAAUUUCAGUAUCCCGAAUUCACAGAAUUAUCAUCCGCCUUCAACAAUUACCUCUCCCCCCUCCUCUCCUACACCGCCGAACAGGUCAAGACGCCGAGCAAGGCGAAGAAGGGAGAGAAGCAGAAAAAUGAACAAUUAGAUCAAGUAUCUCUGUUGCAGUCCAAUUUAGAUUUAUUACUCUCGUCGCUCAAGGAGACCAAUCGUUUCGAUUUUGGAUUUCGAAAUAAGCUGGAUACAGUCAUGGACGUGCUGUCGUUCUUCAGUCCUCGUAAAUUCUCGGGAUCCCACAAUCCUGAAUUACUCGACGCUCUCAAAGGCGGAGUAAAAUCAUUCUGUGAUGAAUUAGAUAAGGUAUAUAUGAACGUUUAUGAAGCACAUCCUGAUCAAAUAAAUUGGAGUCAAUUGGUGACUAAAAAUCCAGCAGGCAAGCCAGGUGAGACAAAAGAUGAAUUGUCUCAGCAAGGCAAAAAUUUGUCUAAAAUCUGUCUGACCACAAUUGAGACGCUGUUACAUGAAAUCAGCGAUUUGAGAAAUAAUUGCUAUCCGCAUGAUAACAAAGGCGCGUGGAAAGACAAACAUAUUUACCGUUAUGAAAAUGGCAAUAAAAAGGUUAAGAAUCCCCUAGGUGACUGGUUUAAACGUGCCGGUUACAUUGUUUCCGAUUUUGACAAACAAGAAGGUGAGCUGCGCAACAAGCCAGAAUGCAAAGGUGAACAUGUUUAUAAAUUACUCGUCAAUGACGAAUCCACCAAAUACCUCUUCCGCCACGUUGAUCCUGCACAAGACCCCCGAGCACUCAGGAAACUCCACAACUAUGUUGAGACCUACUAUUAUGUCGGUCAUCUCGCACACAUUCCCUCACCAAAAGCACCAACAACAGUUCACCAUAUGCUUUGUUGGUGUCUCGGGUUAUACUACAAUCCGGUGUACAAUUCACUUAAGAAACACAUCGCUACGGUAGUGAAGACAAAAGAUGCAAAAUCUGGUGAAACAUUGCCGUACACAGAAGCCUAUCCCACCGAAUUAAAUGCCGCGGAUUUGGUGGCCGCCCUCAACCAUAUCAUAUCGCAAUGUGCCUCCGUCCUCACCACAAUCCUUGGCACCGGCGACGCAGAAACCACAUACGCUUCUGAUUUCUAUAACAACACACUUAAUCUUAGAUAUCCUAAUUCGGGACAGGCGUGUCUCGACAUGUUCCUUGACAUAUUGCGUAGAUUAUUCCUUCAACUUAAAUUUUUAGAAACUCAGUGUGCCCUUCCCUCCAUGCAUCACGGCUGGCGUGGCUGCCUUUACGGCAGAGACAUAAAGACAACCAAAUCCCUGUGCGAUAACCAUAUAGGCAACAAACAAUCUGACUGUCUGCCUAGAUCACCCCUCAUGUCUUACCUAAAUGACUGCCUUCCCGGUCACUUACCGCACCAGCUUAGCGAAAUUGGUUGCAAAACGGUAUGCACCACCUGCCCUAGCGGCAGACCCGGAAUGCCAUGUUUAACACCUCUUGGCUUCAAAGGUUUCUCUGGAAGUACGCGCAGAGGUAACGACCUAUAUAAAGUGCUAACCAAAUUCUUCUACAACGUCCAUAUUACAGGCCUCAUGUGCCUCAUCCCCAAGCCGCCGUCCACGUUGCCUGAGCAUAUUGGAUUUGCGUUGUCAUUAGUUGCCAGCUGGUUUGACACGUCUAAAGUGACCAAAAAUGAGAUACGCAAUCCCACUCUCCAGUCUUCUUUCGAAUCAUCCAUCUCUAGCCUAUCCAUUCAGCUAUAUCCCAAAUCAUCUGAACUCACCAAUGCCCUUAUGAGAGCAUAUGGUUCGCAAUCUGUUGUGCAUCAAACCUGCCAGCAUCAUCAUCUGUUGAAUCUAAUAAGCGGAGAUAUGUGUAUAAACCAAAGCAAGGGGGUCACGUGUUCUCCAUACAUAUCUUCUCUAUGCAUUGACUCCUAUCAUGACCUUGCCUACAAGCACUGUAACACAUACCUCUCCUGGGCCAUCUACCUCCCUUGGACAUUUUGGGAUCUACUCAACAAUUUAUAUAACGCUUUCUGUGGAAUCACUUGUGCAGAUUGGGGAUGCCGUGGAUGUCUCAGAGGGGACAAGUGCAAGAGCGGCAAGCAUGGAAUCGUCGAGGAUGAGAAGAAAGAUGUUACAUGUCAGUGUUCUUCCAUAGUAUCCUGCAGAGGCGUCGCACCGACGCUUUACCAGUAUGGAUUCAGCUUCGGCGAGGCGUCGACGUUGAAUGGUGGUAGCACAGUGAAGAAGUGUAAGGAUUUCUGUAGUCAGUUGAGGAAUGUGCUAAAAUCAGAAUACUUCAGAACAUUGUUCAAGGAAUGUGACAAUUUCUUAUGCAUUAUCAGAUGGCCAUUCAUGCUAACGUUAUUAUCCCUCUGGUCGCUGUCGCUCCUGUACCUGCUGCACAUCACCGUCGUCCGCCUCGACGUCCUGAGGAUACGCUCGCACCUGCGAUCGCCCUCAAGCCACCGCAUCGCCGCGCAGUCGCUACUCGCCGCCGCACGCGUCAAGGCACUCGCCAACGUCAAGCAUGGGAAUGGUGAAAAUGGUCUUGAGAACUUGGCUGAGGCUUUGAAAAAGCUGAUUGGUGAUGCUAUUGAAAGUGCUACGAGUAGUCUUUCAAAAAGGGAAAAUGAACUUAAAUGUCCUGAUAAACGUUAUGAUGAAUCCCUUUGUAAGUCUCUUGAUGACAAGAUCGUUGAGGCUAGAACUGCCUUAAAUUCUGAUCAAUCUAGAACGGCUCAAAAUCUUGUUAAAAAGUCUUUAACUGAUCUUGCAUCCGACCUAGAAAAACAUAAAUCCAACAAGCAAAAACAUUACAACGAAGUUCAUUACCUUACUGAUGAUGCCCGGGGGAAGGCUUUGGAGGAUAUUGAUGCCCACCGUAUCUCUCUUGGUCAGCUUGCUGGACAACUUUCGGAUUUUAUUGGCGGCGGAGAGGAAGUCAAGAAAGCGAUUUUGAAUGGUUUGCACAGUAAUGUAACUCAGCUUGAAAAGCUUGUUAAAACAUCUUGCGGAGAUAAGGGGUGUUGUAAGGAUGCUGUGAAUUUCCGUGUUGGACCUCUUAAAAAUCUUCAAGAGCAAUUUAAUGACAUUGAUAAAAUUGAGAGAGAAAUUGAUGGCCUUAAUAAGCAAAAAGAUGAAAAAGGUAAGGCGCCUGUAAGGGCGCCGUCCGACGGUCAGUCUGAGAUUGAUGAGCUUACAAAGGAAAUUCAGGAAAAUGAAAAGCAACUUGAAGAGCAAAAAAAGUCUCUUAAUGUGCAAAUUGAGAAGCUUCAAUCUCCUUUAAAUGAGCCUAAAAUGAAAAUUCAGAAUACAAUUGACAGCCUUACUGCCAGCGUAAGACAGUGUGAAGAGGAAAUUGAGCAGUAUAAAAAGGCACAAAAGGCCUCUAAAAAUGAUCCUAAAAAUAUCUCCAUUCCCUAUCAUCUUUCCAAUCCUCUUGCAACUGCGCAGGCUAAAUUGAAGUCUCAUAAGGCUUCGUUGAAUUCGCUUGAAAGUCUUGAUAAGCUUAUUACAUUUCAUAAUGAUGUUCAAACUCCUAAAAGUGGAGAAUGUAAAAACAUUUUAACAAAUUUGUGCUCUGGCUUGGAGAAGUUUCUUGGUUACCAAGAAACUUCCAAAGGCUACGACGGCACAGGCAUCGUGUACUCGGACCUCGACAGGCUCUGCGACGGGGUGAUGUCUUUCCUUCAUGGAGUUCUUGAGAGUGUUAAAGAUGAUGAGAGUGUGAAAACGUAUGAUAAUAAUCCACCAAAUGAUAUUAACAAUGUUCUUGACAGAUUAAAUGAUAGUGUAGGUAAAGGCCGUGAGGCCUUCCCGGCCGCCGUGACUCAGGUAAGUGGGUGGUUGAAAAAACAUGGUGAGCAGGUGGAGAAGGCAACGGGAGGAGUGAAGAACAAAUUAGGUGAGUUGAUUGGUAAUUUGUCAUCUGGUGCAGGUGAAAAUGAGAAUGUGUAUUACAAGAAUGUCAAGGAGCAAGAGGAGCACAAGCUUCAAGACCAAUUGAAGUCUUGGAAGUCCACCUUAGUAAGCCUCAAAAAUGAGGUUGACGGCAUUACAAAAACAGAUGUUAAGGCUUUAGAUAACACAUUACAAUCACAAAUAACUCACAAAAUAGAUCCGAUAACUAGCGUUAUCGAGCACUUGCAGAACUCAGCUAGCGAUGAGGUCAUGGCGGCGUGCCAAGCCGUGGAUCGGCAGUUAGACGAGCACAAAGCAAGGGUGCUUAAGCAUAUUGAGGAUGAUUGUACAGGUCUCUUAGAGACCCUCUAUGAGGAGGUUGACAACAUGCUACAAAAAAUUAGCGAACUGCAAGGCAUACGAUGCGAGCAGUUUGGUCAUAUAAAAAACGUUAUCGAACACAUUAAAUUUGCGGUUGGUGAUUUCAUAGAGAAUUACGACAAUAAUUAUAGCGCAAAGAUAUCAACCUUCUUCGAUAUUAUAAGAAAGGAGGUUGAAAGUGUAUAUAAGAAUUUGAAAGUAAGGAAAGAUAGUCUUAACAGGUUGAUUAGACUAGCUGAGACGUAUUAUAUUCGGAUUAAAAAGAAGAUUGGUGAGCAAAAUAAAGAAGGUGUCAUAGGCGACAAUUGGAAGAAACUGAAAACGAGAAUGACGGAGCUUGUUGGGGAGAUUAAGGGGAAUGGCAGCGGUGAUGGUCUUGGGGGGGUUGCCGGAGGGGUUAAGGAGUAUGCUACUGAUUUCAGCGAGGGAACAUUCGGGACUAGGGUGGAAGGAUGGAUUGACGGUAUAUUGAAUGAGGACCCGGUCAAGGGGUGGAUGAAGGAGUACGCUAGUAGUAACGAUGAUAAGUUUGUUUCAGAAUAUAAAGGCGCUAAGGCAAGUGACGAUAAGAGUAAGAAGCUUAAAAGUAAAAUGGCAAAUGCAAUAAGACUACAGAUAGAGAAAAAACUUGGCGGCGAUCUAUCGGUAACUAUGUGUACCAUUGGUAGUGCAGAUGACAAAGGCAGCAUCUCGAAGAAUCUUGCAUAUGUUAAGGAUAUCUGCGAAGGUUUUGCCAAGCGACUGGGUGAGAGGAUUAGGAAAGAGACAAUUGAUGGAUUUGUUAAUCAAAUUGUAAUGGCAAUCGAGGAAGAUCCGAAGAUCGUUGACAUACAUAAGAAACGUGAACACAACCAAUACAAUCUCAAAUACCUCGUCUUAUACACCCUCCAUCAGCUUGUUGCAACUGCCAGGAAAGCCGGUGCAGAAGUUUAUUCAUUCACUGCCGACCACAAGUCCAAGCUCAGCGAAAACGUGCACGGUGCAAUAGAGAAGGUUACGCAAAUCGGCAAGUAUUUUGACAAGGACGAUGACAAAAAUAACGGACUAACAACCGAUGACUUUGGGAAAAAAAUUGAUGACGCCUUGGAGGCGUUGAGGCGUCCAAUUAGGGAGCUUGAUACAUUAUUUCAGGAGCCAGCCGAUAAAGAAUAUAUUUUCAAAGAACUGGCCACAAUUGAGAAACACCUUUCAACGCUCGAUCAAAUUAAACAAGAAAAAGAAGGCGGUAAAAUCUAUGAUGAAAAAGGAAAAGCGGACAAACUCAUGUCUGACCUGAAACAUAACAUUCAACAGAUUACUAGUGGAUUCGACAGCAUCGAUGGUGUUGUUAAGAAUGCUAACGAUGUUCUGGAGAAGGGUCUACUGUCGGUAACUGACGCUCUCCUCUCAUUCCGUCAUACUCUCACAAAUGAUAUCCAAACGCUUCAAAAGGACCUCACCGAGACUGCGAAAAAUGCCUUCGAAGAGAUCACCGUCCAAGUCAGACUUCUAUUCUCGCACUCCCGAACGGCCGACCUAACCGCCCUCCGAAAACUGGUCGACGCACAAAAAACAGCGAUCGAAGGCAUAAUUAAGAAAGACUUGGCGAACGGCGUCAAAGGCCUUUUGGACAAAAUGCUUAAAACUCAUACCAUUCUGGAGCCAAUGAAAGAUGAUAAAGAAUUAACAGUCGGUACUCCAAAAUUCAAGAAAUUCUACGAAGGACUCUGGUCUUACAUCAUUGGUCAACUUACCAACCAUCCAUCCAAGGACAACGCUUCAAAGGUUAACACAGCGUUAACUGAAUUACUCCAGAAAAUGAUAAAAGAAAACCAUUUCAGCCAUGAAGUCUCCGAUUUGAUCAAAAAAGUGGCCGACGUUGCCGAGAAAUUCUCCCCCGCCAAAUUCACUGACCCCUCCAGUCCCAUCCUGCAAGCGCUCAAGGACGGAAUCGGCGCCCUGGCCAAGCAACUCGGCUACGCAUAUGUGAGCACGUACUGUUGUCAGAAGUUUGACGGUGCGUUGCUUGAUCCUGAGAUUUCCACUGCGUCAGACGACAAACGUAAAUUGACUGAGUACGGCAAGAAGCUGUCUAAGGUUUUCAUGACCUGUCUCCCUGGUUGGGGUAAACAUCUCGAUUGGCUGAGGAGGCAUUGUGAUAAGGAUCCGAAGGGUCCGUGGAAUGGUCUGCAGAUUACUAAAUUAAAAAAUAAUCCCCUCGGACUCUGGUUUGACUCCCGCGGUUACAAGGUGUCAGAUUCAGAAAAGCCGGAGGGCGAAUUAAAUAUCAUACAGGAUCCAAAACAUGGUAUCCACGGUCUCCUCGUCGACAACAGAGAGAUUGAAAAACGUCUGUACAGAAACGAUGAUGAAAAGAAAGAUCCCGGCACACUUAGGGAGGUAUGCAAAUACCUCCCCCUCUAUUUCCAAGUCCGUCAUCAUGAGCACUUUGACUCACCAAAGCCUCCAACGACAGUAUCUCAUAUGCUGCAGUGGAUUACCGGACUGACGUAUAAUCCCAUGCUUGAAAAACUCGACUCACAUUUUACCACAAUGUUUCAAGGCCUGAAAAAAGCGUAUAAAUUAGACAAUCCGCACAUAGCUAUCACUAAGCCGUUCACACUUAGCGGUGCUCUAAACGACAAUACCAUUAGAUCCAGUUACUUAAGCGCCGUACUUCGCAAAGUUUGCGAAACGGCCGAAAGUGUGUUAAUUGCCUUCCAGGGCCACGGCCACGCGGCUGGCCGCUACGCCUGUGAGUACAGUAGUAACGUAGAUAAACUGGACUAUACAACUAGCCCAUCUAAAUGUUUCGAUUUGCUAUGCGAAAUAUGCCUUAAACUACAUGAUCAGCUUAACUUCCUUUAUAGGCAUUGUUCUCAUCCAAGUAAACUCGGUGGGUGGCAAGACUGUUGGUAUGGCAACGGCGUCGCUGGUACUAGCUGGCAGUGCAAUAACUUGCAAUGUCCAGACCAACCAUACAACCAAGAGGGUAACCAAAAGCAUAACCAACAGUGCGACCAAAACUGUAACCAAAAUGCUGACUGCGGUCUCAAAUCGCCGCUUCAAUCAUACUUGGAAGACGGUCUUCCAGGUUUCAUACCGCACCACCUUAAAAAGCUUGGUUGUGGAGUGGAAUGUUCCCUCGGUAAGCAUAGGGGGUUACCAUGCCUAAUUCCCAUGGGUUUCUCCGAAAUUGGCACGGUGGCAUCGCACAGGCAAAAAGGCGAAGAUCUCAAGAAAGUUCUUGAGAAAUUCUGUGGCCAACCAAGCAAACCGCUCACCCUAUUCUGCUCUUACGUGAAAUGCUUGCUACAUAUUCCGCCUCAAACACUUGGUGAUAUGUUCGCGUUUUAUUACGGUUUCCUUAACGGGUGGGAUGGCAGUGGCCCGAAUAGGAAAGUAGCAUUUGAACAGGCUGUUCAAAAUGCCGAUUUCGAAAAUAGAAACACAACGCUUAAUGUUGGUACAAUGUUCCAGAGCAGUGAUCAUACAGGUACCUCAACAACCCAUGUGAAAGGAGACCUGUGCAGCCUCGUCACCUGCGAUGGAGGAAUCGCUACUCUGGACCCUGUCGGCACCUGCGGACCGUAUCUCAGACCGCUUUGUAUGGACAACCGCGGUAUUUAUUCUUCCACGUUCAAAAACUAUUACCUGUCUUGGAUUGUUUAUGCCACUGAAACAUUUUCCAGGUUGCUGAAGGACCUAUUGGAGGAGUGCCGUCAGAGUUGUGGGCUGCCCAAAUCUAAGUGUCAUACGACAAACUGCGUUACAAAUUGCCGUACAGUUGUCUCUGACAUUACAUCUCCGAAUAAAAAUCACCAACAAGGCUGCAAAUCAAUUGUGAAAUGCAAGUCAACAUUACCCAAUUUGUAUAAAUAUGGGUUCUAUUUUGGUAACACACAAAAGCUAAACGGCACAGAAGAUAUUAGAACUAAGCGGACAUGUAACGAUUUCUGCGACGCAUUGGAUAGAGUCCUCAGCGAAGUGAAGGACAAGAAUGAUGUACUAGCCAAAUUGAUAUAUGAAACUAUUCCAAAAUUCUUAUGGGACAUCAGGAGUAAAUUCUACUACCUCUUACUAGCCCUCUGGUCGCUGUCGCUCCUGUACCUGCUGCACAUCGCCGUCGUCCGCCUCGACGUCCUGAGGAUACGCUCCCACCUGAGAUCGCCCUCAAGCCACCGCAUCGCCGCGCAGUCGCUGCUCGCCGCCGCACGCGUCAAGGCACUCGCCAACGUCAAGUACUUCUCACCAUAA